This is a messenger RNA of Choloepus didactylus (southern two-toed sloth), 4738 nucleotides long. It is a transcript of the gene ZNF268, whose product is annotated as zinc finger protein 268. The record is from RefSeq and is a predicted model, not a curated record. Gene Ontology annotation, biological process: negative regulation of transcription by RNA polymerase II. Gene Ontology annotation, molecular function: DNA-binding transcription repressor activity, RNA polymerase II-specific. NCBI's taxonomy places the organism in Eukaryota, Metazoa, Chordata, Mammalia, Pilosa, Megalonychidae.
GUCCGCGGAGAGGCGGCCGCCGGCCUGGUCGCAGGGAGGUCGCAGGGGGUCCGCGCGCCGCUCUCCCCUGGCGUCGCUGUCGGUAACAGAGGCCCGGAUGUGUGCUGAUUUUGCCGUUGCUGCUGCCAUUGCGACUAGAUUGCUUCUCUCCAUCGAACCUUCUGAUUGCUUUUUGCAGGGUUGCAGUUUCUAGAGCCUCCCUUUACUCAAGAAAGUGUCAUCAAGAAAGCGGAGGGUAUGGAAGCUAGGCCUUUAACUGCCCAGUCUCAGACCCUGGUGACCUUCAAGGAUGUACUUGUGGACUUCACCAAGGAGGAGUGGAAGCUGCUGAGCGCUGCUCAGCGGGUCAUGUACAAAGACGUGAUGCUUGAGAACUACAGGAACCUGGUUUCCCUGGGGCAUUGGCUUCCCAAACCAGACAUGGUCCUCCAGCUGGAGAAAGGUGAAGAGCCAUGGCUGGUGGAGAAAGGAAUAAUUGGCCAAGAGAUCUGUCCAGAUUCAGAGACUGCAGUUGAAGUUAAAUCAUCAGUUUCCAGUAAGAGCACUUCGGAAGAUAAACAAUCCUAUGGCAUUAAAAUGGGAGGAAUGGCAAGGAAUGAUCUCUGGUAUUUGUCAUUAGAAGAAGUAUGGAAAGGUGAAGAUCAAUUGGAAAAGCUUCAGGAAAACCAAGAGAAACAUUUGAGACAAGUGGCAUUCACCCAAAAGAAAGUACUUACUCAGGACAGAAUCUGUGAAAAUGCCCUUGGGUCCUGCCAUCCCGGGCGGAGGGGACGAAACCGAUCUUUGGGAUGGCCGCCAGGGUCCGGACAGCUUCCAUCUGGGAUCCCCGGGUUCCCAUGCAGAGUCUGUGGUGGACUGGGUCCAAAGGGAACACGUGCUAAAGUGAGUUUGCUCUGGAGUCCACAGAUCCCACCUCUCCAGGAACAACAAAGCUCAUGUGACCUAAGGGUCAGAACCCUCCAAGGUCAGGGAUCCAUCCUGGGUCAGGGGAUCCCUGUCCGGAGACCUCCCCCUGGGGGACUCGGGCAGAGCCUGACGAGUGGCAGGACGGCGCAGGCCCUGGAGCGGCUGUUCAUUUCCCAGGAGCAGCCGAAAACCAAGCCCCAGGGAUCGUUGUCUUUCACGGACGUGUUUGUGGUUUUUACCUGGGAGGAGUGGCGGCUGCUGGACCCUGCUCAGAAGCACCUGUACAGGAGCGUGAUGUUGGAGAGCUACAGCAACCUGGUGUCUCUGGGGUACCAGCAUACCAAACCUGAUAUAAUCUUUGGAGAAGAGACAUGGAUGGUAAAGGCCCAGUUCCCAAGUCAGAGAUGGCCAAACUCUGUCUGGGAUACUAACGAUCAUAUGGAAUGGCACAAGGAAAAUCAAGACAAGAUGAGAAGUGUGGCAAAAAGCUAUGAAUGUACUGCAUUUGCAGAACUAUGUCUUCUCAGUACAAAUUACGUUUCUUCAAGACAAAAACUUCAUAAAUGUUGCACACAUAGAAAGAAUUUGAAAUGUAAUAUAGACUUAACUUGUAAUUAUUCUGGAAAGAAUCCUAAUGUGUUUUUUGUAUGUGAGGACUCAUUCCCCUCUCCUAAACAAGAGCAAACUCUUAUUGGAAUAAAAUACUGUAUAGGUAAUGAAUCUGAAAAAGCUGUCAACGAGAAGUCGCAACACAUAUGCCAGCAAAUUUGUAUGGGAGGAAAUCCCUUUGUGUGCAGUUACUGUGGGAAAGCUUUCAGCAACAAGUCAUGUCUCAUCAUGCAUCAGAGAACUCAUAUAGGAAAGAAACUUCAUGAAUGCAGUGAAUUUGGGAAUACUUGUUGUUUCAGUUCACAGCUUGUACAUCAGAGAAUUCCCAUAGGUGAGAAUCUUUAUGAAUGCCAGGAAUUUAGGAAAUUCUUCAGUAGGAAAGAUCAGCUUGUUUCAUACCAGAGAAUGUAUUCAGGGCAGAAACUCUAUGGGUGCAAUGAAUGUGGGAAAGCUUUUGGUUUUAAAUCACAGCUCAUUCUGCAUCAAAGAAUCCAUAUAGGAGAGAAACCAUGUAAAUGCAAUGAAUGUCAGAAAAGCUUUAACGCAAAGUCAAACCUUAUGGUACAUCAGAGGACCCAUACAGGGGAGAAACCCUAUGAUUGUAGUGAAUGUGGAAAAACGUAUUCCUUCAAGUCACAGCUCAUUGUACAUCAGGGAGUUCACACUGGAAUGAAGCCCUAUGAAUGCAUUCAGUGUGGGAAAGCCUUCAGUUUGAAGUCACAACUCAUUGUGCAUCAAAGAAGUCACUCCGGAUUGAAACCUUACGUAUGCAGUGAAUAUGGCAGAGCCUUCAGGAGAAAGUCAGACCUUAUUAUACAUUUGAGGACUCAUCCAGAGAAACUCCAUGAAUGCAAUGAAUGUGGGAAAGCUUUUCGUUUCAAUUCACAACUCAUUAUACAUCAGAGGAUUCACAUUGGAGAGAACCCUUAUGGAUGCCAUGAAUAUGGGAAAGCUUUUAGUAGGAAAUAUCAGCUCAUUUCACACCAGAGCAUUCAUGCAGGGAAGAAGUCCUAUGACUGCAGUGACUGUGGAAAAGCUUUUGGUUUAAAAUCACAGCUCAUCAUAUAUUGGAGAACUCAUACAGGAGAGAAACCCUUUGAAUGCAGUGAAUGUAGGAAAGCCUUUAAUAGAAAGUCAAACCUUAUUGUACAUGAGAGAACUCAUACAGGAGAGAAACCUUAUGGUUGUAGUGAAUGUGGGAAAGCCUUUAGUUUCAAGUCACAGCUCAUUGUACAUCAGGGAGUUCACACUGGAGUAAAGCCCUAUGGAUGCAAUCAAUGUGGCAAAGCCUUCAGUUUAAAGUCACAACGCAUUGUACAUCAGAGAAGUCACACAGGAGAACCCUAUGGAUGCAGUGAAUGUGGGAAAGCCUUUACAAGCAAGUCAUACUCUAUUCAUAUGAGAACUCACACAGGAGAGAAACCGCAUGAAUGCAAUGAAUGUGGGAAAGCCUUUAGGAGCAAGUCAUAUCUUGCUAUUCAUAUGCGAACUCACACAGGAGAGAAUCCCUAUGAAUGUGGUGGAUGUGGGAAAGCCUUUAAUAGGAAAGACCAGUUCAUUUCACAUCAAAGAACUCAUGCAGGGGAAAAGGCUUAUGUGUGCGGUGAAUGUGGUAAAGCCUAUAGCAGUAAGUCUUACCUCAUCCACAUAAGAACUCAUUCAGGAGAGAAACCAUAUGAAUGUAGUGAAUGUGGAAAAGCUUUCAUUUGGAAGUCACUCCUUCUUGUACAUGAGCGAACUCAUGCAGGGAACAACCCUUAUAAAUACAGUCAAUGUGAGAAAUCUUUCAGUGGGAAAUUACAACUCAUUGUUCAUCAGAGAAUGCAACGAGAGAAACCGUAUGAGUGCAGUGAAUGUGAAAAAGCCUUCAUUAGGAAAUCUCAUCUCAUUGUACAUCUGAGAACUCAUUCAGGAGAGAAAUCUUAUGGAUGCAAUGAAUGUGGAAAAACCUCUCAAAAAUCAAUUCUCAGUGCACAUCAAAGAACUCAUACCAGAGGGAAACCUUGUAAAUGCGCUGAAUGUGGGAAAGCCUUUUGUUGGAAGUCACAGCUCAUUAUGCAUCAGAGAACACACCAGCGAGAAACAUAUUGAUGAAUUAAAUGUGAGAAACUUCUUUCCAAAAAUCAAUUCACAGUAUGUACCAGCAAAUAAAUAUAGAAGAGAAACUCUAUAAGUGGAUUUAUCUCUUUGCACACCAGAAGACAUUACACGGAAAUCUAUGAGUGCAGGAAUUGUACAAGGACCAUCCACAGAAAGCUGCUAUUUAUACAAUUAAAAAAAAAAACCAUAAAGGUAGAAACUAUGAAUAGAGUGAAUAUUGGAAAGAAUUUUUUUUAGCUUAUAGCUCAUUUAACAUCAGAACCCUAUGAAUUCAUUGAAUAUGGGUAAAUUUUCAGCAAGUUAUACUUUUUUUAAAAAUAAGUUAUGCUUCCAAAUGAAUGAAAUGAAUGUUGAAAAGUCACAAUUCAUUAAUAUAUAAUAAAAUCCACAAGGACAAACCAUGAAGCAAAUGAAUUUAGAAUCAACUCCUUUGAAAUUUGGAGUUCUUUUUUAAAAAUGAUUUUAAUGAGCAACAAGAGAAGCAGUGAAUUACAGAACUAUCAAGAUUUGAGACUUUUUUUGGUAUCAGAGAUUCAUAUCUUGGAAAAUCCAUGCAACUAGGAAAAUCUUUCAUCUAGAAAUGACAAGUCUCUAGCAAAAAAAGGUAAAAUAGGAAUAAAGAUCUAUGAAUGUAUCAAACGAGGUGAAGGCUUCUGCAGGAAGAGUCAUCUAACCGUGUCUUAGAGGAUUCAUCCUUAAAUUGCCUAUUUUAAUUUUGACAAUUUUCUAUAGAAACCAUUUCAAAGGGAAUCUUGUUCCAGAUGUUCCAAACUUUUAGGAAAAGAUUGAAGAAAAUAAUAGCUAAUGGUAGACAUGUUCAUAAUAGAAUACAAAGGUUUUUUAAGUGUGUAAAUAAUCAUAAGGAUGACAAUAAAGACUACAUCCUAGAACCUAUAGAGAUAUUUAGGUGUUAUAUUCCUGUAUGUCCUACGUAAUAGGAAUUUUGUGUGACUGGGCUUUUUAUUUGUGAUUGCCACAUGUAAAAUGUAAAUUAGAUAGUAGAUACACUACUAUGUCCCAGAGAUUUCUACUGUGAACACCAGUAUUAUGUCUUUGUUUCUUAACAAAUACAGCUUGUUAUUAGAAUAAUACGACUUAUUAAAAUGCAUCUGAAUUUUGUAAA